Messenger RNA from Vigna unguiculata (cowpea), 611 nucleotides. Its product is annotated as pathogenesis-related protein 1A-like. The record is from RefSeq and is a predicted model, not a curated record. Lineage: Eukaryota; Viridiplantae; Streptophyta; Magnoliopsida; Fabales; Fabaceae. Gene Ontology annotation, cellular component: extracellular region.
AAUGAAGAUCUCAAAUCUUGUGUUUAUCCUCACCAUUAUUUCAAUGUGCAGCAUUUGCUUGGCACAGAGCUCCUCAAAAGAUUUCCUUGACGAGCACAACAAAGCUCGUAAAGAGGUUGGUGUUGAACCAUUGGUAUGGAAUGAAACCCUUGUGACCUAUGGGCAGAAUUACGUGAACUCGAAGAAAAAAACCUGCGAAUUUGAGCACUCUAUGGGGCCUUAUGGGGAGAACUUGGCGAUGGGAUAUGGUGAAUUUAGUGGCAGGGACUCGGUGAAAAUGUGGGUGGGAGAGAAGCCAAAUUAUGAUGAGAAGAGCAACAAGUGUGUUAAGGAUGAGUGCUUACAUUACACUCAAGUGGUUUGGAAGGACACAAAGAGUGUUGGAUGUGCUAGAGCCAAGUGUGACAAUAAUGCUAUUUAUAUCAUCUGCAACUAUUACCCUCCAGGCAAUUAUAUCGGAUCCCGACCUUACUAACAUUUUAUAGUAACCAACACCAUAACUAUAUCACUUCCUAUAAGUAACUUUAACUUUUCUUGUUAUUACAAUUUUGUAGUAAUAUAUAUUUUUGAAAUCUCUGUAUCACAUGAUGAUGAAUUUUUGAAUUGUAUGA